Molecule: messenger RNA, 2241 nt
Organism: Aspergillus fischeri NRRL 181
Lineage: Eukaryota; Fungi; Ascomycota; Eurotiomycetes; Eurotiales; Aspergillaceae
Product: putative lipase
Exons: 2
Coding region: 1-2241 (746 amino acids)
Biological process (GO): triglyceride catabolic process
Cellular component (GO): cytosol
Molecular function (GO): sterol ester esterase activity; triacylglycerol lipase activity
Source: RefSeq, a predicted model, not a curated record
AUGAACCUGAAGGGAAGCAAGCAUGGCCCUCCGAUCGCCCGCAAUAUCUCGUCCCGCCUGUCGGGCAAAUUGACCGUCUGGCAAACCACCGUAGCUGUGUUUCUAUGGCUCUAUAUCUGCCGCAAUUUCGCCAAGAUUGUUGGUCUCGAAAGCCCCGAACCCCUGGCGAAUCUGUACUCUCGGUCGUUUUUCCGCGCAACAUGGGUCACCACGGCACUCGACGCCGGUUUUUGGACUGCAAUGAGGAUCAAACCCAAGUGGCUACGGGAUAUCGCGUCGUUAAUAUUCACAGUCUACUAUCUUUUCGCGGCAGAGCAAGCAGAUGAUAUGGUGCGCCGUGUCCGCGCAACCCUGACCGUGGAACAUCUGCGAGUGUCGUGGAACAAGGGAACCACUCCAUAUCUCUGGGCACUUCAGAAGUUGGUCCGGCCCCGGUUGACGAGUUAUGGACCUCGAGCCAUCCGCAUCCCUCGCCCUAAACAAUCUAUUUACACCGAGCCGACGAAUGCAUGGCUAUAUUUUGACGGACCGCUAAGCGCGCUGAAAGAUCAGACAUGUGUGAUUCUGGAUAUUCCGGGCGGUGGUUAUGUUGCCAUGAACCCGCGCAACUCGGAAGAUCGACUCCUCACCUGGGCAGGGAAGACCAAACUGCCGAUCUUGAGUCUAGACUACAAGAAGGCACCCGAGUAUCCUUACCCGUACGCUUUGAACGAAUGCUAUGAUGUCUACCACAUGAUCAUCACCACGCGCGGCCGUUGCCUGGGACUGAGUGGAGUCACGCGGCCACGUAUUGUGGUUACUGGUGAUAGUGCUGGCGGAAACUUAGCUGUCGGGACGGUCCUGAUGGUUCUGCAGUCAGGGACUGAGGAUGUGAUGCCACGCCCAGAUGGUCUGGUACUGGCGUAUCCCUCCUUGAACAUGCGAGUUGAGAGCUGGAUGACGGAGGAGCAGAUGUCGUUGAUCCAGGAUAAGAGCGCUCGCCGGACGAAUAGGAACAUUUUGCAGAGAAAGAAUAUGGAUUAUCAGAGGCUGACGCCAUUUGCAUCGCCUGGACCAUCUACGGAAGAACUGAGGCAGGAGUUCUUGUCUGACGCGGGCUUGGAUGCGGAUGACCUGGGGGAGAAGACUUCGAAGAGACUUGCCGAGAAAUUGAACCAAGAUAGUCUCGCAGCUCAGACAGCUGCACUUGUUGAACAUCAGCCAAAACAGAUCCGGACUCGUUUAGCCGUGUCCUCCAUGAUCUCAUACGUUCAUGAUCGCAUAUUGACCCCAGAGAUGAUGCGAGCCAUGAUCAUCCUCUACAUUGGACCUCAUAACCGGCCCGAUUUUAGCACGGACUUUCUCUUAUCGCCUGUCUUAGCUCCCGAGAGCCUUCUUACUAGGUUUCCCAAGACCUACUUCAUCACAGGGGAACGAGAUCCACUGGUGGACGACACGGUCAUCUUCGCUGGCAGACUACGCCAGGCCAAAUUACACCAAUUUCGGGAAAGACAGGAACUCGGGCUUGAAAAAUCCCAUCGGGAAUUCGAUGAAAAGGACCACGUGGAGGUCUCCUUAUUACCAGGAGUGUCACAUGGAUUCCUUCAGAUGGCCGGAUUUUUCCCUGACAGCUGGAAACACAUCAACCGAUGCGCUACGUGGAUCCAGAAUCUGUUCGAUACGGAUGAAGUCAAGGAAUCGUCUUCUAGCCUUUUACAGUCGCUCUACGAUAAUCCUGUUGAUAACAAGAAUCUGACCAUAGAAACAAACGGGAAAGCGGGUCCCCGGAACCACAAGCGGAGCUUGACAGGUGAGUCCUCUGCAGACGAGGACAGGCCUCUGGAGAUGAGCAUGGGCAGAAUGACCCCUUUGACACCUGCGCACGGCAAUCUCGACUCAAGCGAGACUCGGCAAUCCAAGGAGGACAUGCCGUCACAGAAGCCCUAUCGUCCCCGUCGGGAGGCUACUGGCACCCCUGAUUGCAGACCUGACUCGAAGCAUGGAAUCCGAAAAAGAAGUUCAUCCAGGGGCCGAAAGGACUCAUCCAGCGGGCUCGGUAGAAGACGGCGUCUCGCCCCGACCAAGCUCACUCUGCCUGUUUCCGACGACACCAUGUCCGAUAACCUGGAAAGCCCAGUACGUCUUCGCAAACGAGAAAGAAGUCUCCACAGCCUUCCCAGUCACGAGGAUCUCUUGGAUCGCAGAAUGAACGGCUUAGCGGGCGGGCUGAUGGGAAUCGGGGAGGGAGCGCAGACGCCUUGA